Molecule: messenger RNA, 582 nt
Organism: Microthlaspi erraticum
Lineage: Eukaryota; Viridiplantae; Streptophyta; Magnoliopsida; Brassicales; Brassicaceae
Source: the annotation of a GenBank genome assembly
AUGCUCUAUGGGCAUACCGCACUGCCUUCAAAACACCACUUGGUACCACCCCCUUUCAUCUUGUUUAUGGUAAAGCAUGUCAUUUACCUGUGGAGCUUGGAGUACAAAGCAGCUUGGGCUAUUAAGGAGUUGAACUUCAACCUAAAGACAGCAGGAGAAAGAAGAUUGAUUCAGCUGAAUGAGCUUGAUGAGAUUAGGCAUCUGGCUUAUGAGAAUUCAAAGAUCUAUAAGGAGAGAACCAAAGCUUUCCAUGACCGCAAGAUCAUCCCAAAGAACUUUGCGCCAAACGACCAAGUUCUACUAUUCAACUCAAGGUUGAAACUCUUUCCAGGAAAGCUUCGCUCAAGAUGGUCAGGACCAUUCAGGAUUAAAGAAGUUCGCCCCUAUGGAGCAGUGGUACUAUGGGACCCAAUGGGAGGAGACUUUACAGUCAAUGGACAAAGGUUAAAACCCUACCUAGCCUCCACCACCAUACCACAGGAGACCACACUGCUCUUGGCGAUCCACCAGAUCCUUAAGGAAGUGCCAUACAGUCAAGCUAAUGACUUUAAACAAAGCGCUGAAUGGGAGGCAACCCAUUGA